AUGGCCCAAAGGGUGGAUUCGUUUGAGAAGAGCUUCGCAUUUUUCCUCCUGGAACUGAGUUACCUCCUGAAGGAAUUCGUUGAUUUGCGAAAAAAAAUGUUAAAAGAUGACCCAAUAGACCCAAGCAAUCUUGGUAAAUCAAUUCAAAAAGCUGAUAAAGAUAUGAACAGUCGAAAGAUCGUCAAUCUUGCGAAAUACAAUUGACAGCGAAGACCCAGCAAACAAGAAAUGUGUUGAUGAAAAUACAUAAACAAAUCGAUUCUAUUUCCUUUUUUCUCAAAGUAAUCCCACAGAAAUCUCUUCGAGACAUUCAUCAAAGAAAUAGUAAGAAGCUGGUAUCCCACAGGCUAAAAUUCAAACAGUGAAGAUUUUCAUUAUAAUAAAUAUAGCGUUACUGUUUAUGAUCAAUCAGGAUUGAACAAUUAUGCAACACAAGAAAUAAAAUUCCACCCAGAGCGAGAAUAUCCGCUUCGAAAAACAAUGGAAGACUAAAGGAAGUAAAUCAACCGACGUAGCACAUUCAGCAGGAUUCAAGACAAAAACAAAUCCAACAGAAGGAGGAAAGUGGAAAAUCGUCUGCUGUCACUGGAAUUGAGGAAGUGGAGAUGAUUUUAUAAAUAAAUCUUUCUGGUGUAAUGGAAAAAAAAACUUGUCAACUUCUCUGCAAUAGUAUUAAAUACAAAUAAAUGUAUGGGAAAAUUUCGAAAAACAAGAUAGAGAUGAUUGGCAUGGAGGUCCAAACGCAGAGUGCCACACUCUUCUCAAUAACAACGACACAAUUUUGACAGAAGAACAAAUCAAGGCACCACAUAUGAAGGUACAGCAUUGAUGCUGAUCUUGUCGUAUGGCAAUCUCAUGAAAACAUCUGAUAAGAAACAAAGGAAUUAAAUCUUUACACAAACAAUCUACACCCUUUCAGCGACAAGAGGUUCAUUCAAUAUAACAAUAUUCACACCCACUUCAGAACUCAAGAGUGAUCCACUGUAAAGAAAGUAGGAAAUCAUUUGAAAAUUUUAAGUUGCCUUUUGAAAUCAACCUUGAUUUCAAAAUGCACAAAAGCUAUUUUUUCCAAAUCAACCUUGAUUUCAAGGUAAAUUCAUGAGUUGCCUUUAAAAUCAGGGUUGUCUCCAAAAUGUGUCAGAGCUGUACUUCGAAACCAAGGUUCUCACCUAGUCAACUCUGAAAUCAAGUCUGAAUUCAUGAGUUACCUUGAUAUCAAGGUUGUCUUUAAAAUGCGUCAGAACCGGCUUUUUCUAUCCACUUAAGUAAAAGAUCAAUAAUUCUGUCUAUUGUGCAAAAUGAAAAUAGUAAAACAACUUUUAACCUCUUCGAGAGACCGGAGGAGACCUGAAAAAUCCGCGAUUCCUAUAGCUAAUAAUAAGUAGCUAAUAAUUCUCUCGGAUCUCUCAAGACGCCAAGAAAAAAACCAAAUGCCUAAGAUCACUCCGAAUUUAAAAGUAAGCUUCUGGGUAAAAUAGCAAGUACUCACAUUCUGCCAAAUGGACUUCACAAACUAUAGAAUUUACAUGGCUUUUGACGCUAUUAAAAGGGUGGAAUUUUUAAGACGUACCCAUAAUAAACAGCUUAGGUGACCUUCGAAAUAUUAUUUAGAGAUAGCACAUUUACAUGAAUUCAUGACGGGUAGGUAACAUCUACUAGGAACCCAAAUUUAUUUGAGACGUUUGGAAGGGAAUGGAAGGCAAAAUAUGUCAAGUUUAUGACCUCAUGAAAGCAAACCUUAAUCUAGACAUGGGGAAUCAUGAAAAUGAAGCAUUAUUAUGGCAGAUUGAGAGCAAUUAUUCCUCUACCCAGAACUUUGUAUUCAAUGGCCAAAUUUCGAUCAAAUUGCCAAAAAAUGAUAAUAUUAAAGAACAAAAGCAAAAUCUGUAGAGUAAAAUUGAAAAAAAAUUCCCGUUUCCCAUUGUAAUAGCAGUGCAAGAAUGCUGUCGUGAUCUUGACCAAGCGUUUCUAAAAUUCCAUCAAAAAAUGAAGCUGUACUUGCGAUAGGUUUUUUUUCCAGUACAUACACAGUAGAUUUUGAGUGAUUGGCGUCUCUCUCAGAGGUUCAUCAUACAAUAAGAGUUGUUUACAACUAAUGAACGCCGUUGCAUAUUCUCUUCCGUCCGAUUUGCUGUAGCUUGAUAAACAUUUAGAAAGAAAAUAAAAAUACUAUGUGCUUUUUAACCUACUUAGAUAAAAUACCUACAUCAUUGCAAUUAUUGUUCAAUUAUUGUCCUUCGGCAGCAGUUUAGUGACAUCGAUAUCUUUCCUUGUGACUCCAUGGCUGGAAGCUUGAAUACUAAACAUUUGGCCCAGUGCUCUUUCAUUUUAUGACUGCAUCCCAUUUCCAAGCCAAUCUUCCUUCAACGCUUUAAGCCCUGAUAAUGACUGGAUUUUAAUUUCUUCUUACAGCGUUAUCCUUGAAUCAAAUGUAAAGGUUUUGAGAAAAAAGGAAAGGAUUACUAAUUAAAGAAACUCCUGAUAAUAAAUCAAAUUCUCCUUGUCAGCACCAUACGAAGUGUAAAGAAAACAGUGUGGAGAAUAUUAAUGUUGAUGUUAGAGUGAAAAGGGUCAAGGGCUGAAAAAUAACGACGCGGAAAAGGCUUAUAACAUAAUCUUAACAUUUCUCGCGCAAAUACCGCCAUCUGAUUAGCUAGCAACAGGCAAAUUUGUCCCAAAUUAUUAAAACUGUCUUGAAAGCUGGUCAGCUGAAGAUUUGUGCAGAAUGCAAAAGCUUUGUCUAGUUUGUUUUUUUUAUUUGUAAGCUAAUUGUCAUUUUCCAGCGCGGUGUUCUUUGCGAUUGAGUAGAAUGGAAGCUCUUUAAAUUAGAAUAGGUUUUCGACCAAUCAAAUGAAAAGUAGUAUUUUAGGCCAGCUGCAUUUCUCGAUUUUUUUCCAAAUUACGCGCAAAUUGUGCCACUUAUUCUUAUGUAUGCUUUUCAUAAGUAAUGCAACUUUUAUAAAUGUAGCUAAAAAUUUUGACCGUUUGUAUAAUCUAUACGGGCCUGAUCAAAUGCCAAUGCAUACUUUUGGAAAGAAUCUAAUAGACUCUUACUGUUUAUUGUUUGUAUAUCUUUCAUCAAAGGAUCUCUAAAGAACUUUGAUUUCAGGUAUAAAAUAAACAAAUGCAAGAUCUUUUGCGGUAAAAUCGACUCUUCCAUCACUAAAUCUUUAAAGCCAUGGAACCAAGAUUAGCAUUAAACACCUGAUGAUGAUGACAUCGGUGUCAGUUUGAUUAUUACUUUUGUUGCGCGAGAGCUUGCAAGAUUCUAUUAAGCUCGAGUUGAAAAGCGAUGGAAACAACCGUUCUCUUUAGCGCACGAGGUGUACUUGCUAUGCACUAUAAAUCGUCGUCCAUGAGCGCUUUUUUGAAAGGAAGACAACCUGCUUUGACUUGUUUUUUCUACCCUAACUAUUCAGAAACUUCAUUUACCUACGACCAAGUCUUGGAUUUGUAUCUUCCUUGCAGCUGUAGCUCAUUGUACUGAUUAUCCUUUCAACUCGCACUCCAAUCUUGUUUUAUUGAUAUCCCGGUGUUACCCAGUCAGCCAUGUUUUACUGAUGACCCUACGAUUGCCUUUGUCUUUCCUUUGGUCAGCUGCGGUCUCCUGAAAGCUAGUUAGGUCCUGAGAGAAAAAAUCCUGGAAAACCUUUUAGAUAACGUUGAGUUCAUUAAAAUAUUUUGCAGUUUAUAUCAUAAAUGCAUUUGAUCAUAGAAUUAAUUUAUAGCUAGUUAUAAAUUUAUCAAUUUAUUUACUUCUUUAUUUAUCUCCCUUUUAAUUAUUAUUUGUUUGUUUCUUUAAAAUUUGAUUAUGAAUUGAUAACUGUUAUUAAUUAAUAUUAUUGAUAUAUAUAUACAUAUACUUAUAUUUAUACAUUUAAUGCCUUAUUCAUUUCGUUUAUUUAUUAGUCAAUUUUUUUGUUUACUUUAAAUUAGUAACCUUAUUUUAACAAGGCUUUGAUAUGGAAAUACCUCUUUACAAUAGCGUAUGUUGGCGCUCUUUGUUGGACUGCCCCAGUCCGGACUGGACUACAGUGAAUUGGACUGCAACUAACAUGGACUGGACUGUAUUUCAUUGCACUACACUUGACUGCACUGGGCUGUUGUUGACUACACUGCACAGAAUUAGACUUGACUGCACAGGGCUGUUGUAGAGUGCACUUCACUAAAUUAGACUUGACUAUACUGUUCAGUUCUUAACUGCGCUCCAUUGAAUUAGACGUGACUGCAGUGGGCUGCACUGGACUACACUGAGUUGCGUUUUGUUCGACGGGACUGCAAUUCAAGGUACUAGGUUGUACUUCACUUCGCUAGGAACGACUGCAGUUGGCUGUUCUAGACUGCACUGCACUUUGCUACACUUUAUUGGAGAGGAGUGGAGUGGUCUGGAAUGGACUGGACUGGACUGGACCGUUCUAG
This is a messenger RNA of Pocillopora meandrina, 4419 nucleotides long. The record is from the annotation of a GenBank genome assembly. NCBI's taxonomy places the organism in Eukaryota, Metazoa, Cnidaria, Anthozoa, Scleractinia, Pocilloporidae.